Messenger RNA from Ambispora leptoticha, 1425 nucleotides. The record is from the annotation of a GenBank genome assembly. NCBI's taxonomy places the organism in Eukaryota, Fungi, Glomeromycota, Glomeromycetes, Archaeosporales, Ambisporaceae.
AUGGAUCCAUACUCUUCAUCAGGUUAUAGCGAACAAAACUACAAUUAUCCGCAAUGUGGGUAUACAACUCAAACGAAUUCUUCCGAGUAUUAUUAUGGAAGUGGACAACCGCCAGCUGUUAAUACCCAAAACAGCAAUAAUAAUACAAGUGCUAGCUUAUCAACACAGCAACCACCUUUACAGCCACAACAACAAGCUCCGGGAUCAUCUUCAGCAGCACCACAACCACAACAGGGUUCUCCGGCCGCCUCACAAGGAUAUUCCUCAAGGAUUGAUAAUUAUGAUUCGACCGGUUAUUCAUCAACAGGCUAUUAUAAUUAUCCACCACCAUCUGCUACAUCUACAAAUUAUCCACCACCACCGCAUGUAGUUGGAGGAUCAAACGCACCACCCGCUUCAUAUAAUCCCAGUAGUAGCGGUGGCUACGGUAACAUUCCACAAACACAAAAUAAACCACCAUAUGAUCAUGUGAAUAACUAUGGUGAAGGCGGCGGGAAUUCCGGGUACAAUGAUAAUAAAAAUCAAUACGGUGGUGAUAGUUUUAGUAAUACCGCUGGCGGUGGGAACGCAUAUAAACCUCGAGAUAACACUAGAGACACUGGUUUUGGUCCGUCACCUAAAGAAAAUGUAUCAUACGAUAAUUAUGGUGGUAAUAGAAGUGCAGGUGAUGACGGCAGCUAUAAAGACUAUAAUGAUGAUUCGGUAGUUCAUAAAAGUACAGAUACAAUAUAUAUAUCAAAUUUAAGUAAAGAUGUUACUGAAGAAAAACUUGCGAAUUUCUUUGGAGGACUCGGCAAAAUUAAAAUAGAUAAGAGAACUCAGAAACCGAAAAUAUGGAUAUAUUAUGAUAAAGUAACGGGGAUACCCAAGGGUGACGCGACACUGACAUAUGAAGAUCCUGAUGCUACUGCAGCUGCAAUUAAUUGGUUCCAUAACAAAGAAUUUCUCGGUCAGUUGAUCAAAGUAGAAAUGUCCGUGCGUAAAUUGGGACCUACUGGUUUUAGAGGUGGAUCUAGUGGCCGUUCCAGAGCAAGAGGGCGCGGUGGUUUUGGAGGAAAAGGUGGAGAUCGUAAUGCUGGCGGCAACCGAGGUGGUCCUCCGCCGCGUGAUGGAGAUUGGGCAUGUGAAUCAUGUAACGCAAAUAAUUUUGCUAGACGAACGGAAUGUUAUAAAUGUCAUACACCACGUAAGGAUGGACCUGCUGAAGAAAGUGGACAUGGAAGCGGUAGACACAAUGGCGGUGGGAAUUCAAGAGGUGGGUAUCGUGCUCGCAGAGGAGGACCCCCUUCAUAUGGUGGUAAUAAUAGUGGUCGCUAUAAUAAUGAAGAUGAUAGAGGAUAUGGAAAUUCAGGUGGCUAUCGCGGUUAUGGAAGACAGAGUAAGCAGGAUGAUCGGCGGGAUAAUUCCCGCUAUCGUCCGUACUGA